Molecule: messenger RNA, 1800 nt
Organism: Fonsecaea monophora
Lineage: Eukaryota; Fungi; Ascomycota; Eurotiomycetes; Chaetothyriales; Herpotrichiellaceae
Product: copper-translocating P-type ATPase
Exons: 3
Coding region: 1-1800 (599 amino acids)
Biological process (GO): transmembrane transport
Molecular function (GO): transmembrane transporter activity
Source: RefSeq, a predicted model, not a curated record
AUGGACUCGACGCACUCGGACAAAGCCGGAGACUUCUCAGAACGUGUUGAGCAAGUCAAUCCCAGUGAAACACAAGAGAUCCCUAAUAAUUACUACAAGAACAAGCUCUUCAUCGGCACCUGUGGGGCAGUAGCUAUCAGCUUGGUUAGUGGAACGGGAGCAUUUUCUCUGGCAGCGCCAGUCCUCAACUCAAUCAACAAUGACCUCGGUCCAGACCCAAACUUCGUCUGGAUUGGUCUGGUUAACACCCUGAUGCUCGCAUGCGGAUAUAUCAUUGUGGGACGCUUGAGUGACCUAUGUGGAAGAAGGUACUUCUUCGUGGGAGGCAACACCCUCGGUCUCGUCGGUGCAAUUGUCUGCAGUCGCGCAUCUUCGAUUACGAAUUUGAUCGGAGGAAAUGUGCUUCUCGGCCUCGCCGCAUCGGUGCAGACGUCCAUCCCAUUUGUGAUGGGCGAGCUCGUCCCGAUGAAACACCGGUUCUUGGUGACUGGCCUGUUCUAUUUCUUUGCCAUCCCUUGCGCCGUGUUCGGACCUGCAAUCUCCUAUGCGUUCAUCGAGCACACGAGCGCCGGGUGGAGGUGGAUCUAUUACAUGCUCAUCAUCACCAACGGCGUGGCUACUACACUGUGGGCGAUCUUCUACCAUCCUCCAACUUUUGUCAUGAUCACACGGAAGACAAAGUGGCAGAUGGUCAAGGAUUUUGAUUACAUUGGGUUUGCGUUAUCUAUUGGCGGCAUCCUGGUCUUCCUGAUGGGCCUGAGCUGGGGAGGCAGCGUCCAUCCUUGGAAAUCCGGUUAUGUCAUAGGAUUCAUCGUUGUUGGGCUUCUGUCAAUGGUCGCUUUCGUCGUGUACGAGAACGUCCGAAAGCUACCCGAUCCCAUUAUCCCCUUGCAUUUGUUCAGCAAUAUCCCGUGGGUUGUCAACAUCGUUAUCAACGCGUUGGCGGCGUCGGCUUUCUACGGCUUUUCCAUUGUCGUUCCUCAAAUGGUUUUUGGGGUUUGGACAAGUGACCAGGCAUACGGAUCGAUCGUCGCCUGCUCUAGCUCUGGCGGCUUCAUCAUGGGCAUUAUUCUGUCCGGUCUGGCGCGAUUUCUAGGACCUUUGAAAUGGCAGAUGAUCGUUUGUGCCGUCAUCUCCACAGCCCUUUUGGGAUCCGUCGCUUGUGCAACCACUGACAACAUGCAUACUGUGUUAGGCCUCCUCAUCACUGGCUGCGUCUUUUGUGGAUACAUUGAAGGUUCCACAGUAACUACAAGCUCUCUUGCCAUCCGCGACCAAUCCGAGAUCGGCAUUGCUGUCGGCGUUGGUGCAACGACUCGCGGUAUUGGCGCGACAAUUGCAACGACCAUCUAUGUCGUUACUCUUUCCAAUAGGCUUGCCACCACCAUUCCUGAAUUGGUCCCACCAGCGUUGUCACAAGCUGGGCUGCCGAAAUCUUCGAUCACAGACUUCAUGCUUGCCCUCCAGAGCGGCUCCUUCGAGCAGGUGGCAGGCGUAACACCAGAGAUCAUCGCCACUGGCGUUAGAGCAUAUCAACAGGCACAGGUUGAAGCAUUCAGGACCAUAUUUUUCGUGUCUAUUGCAUUCAUUGGCAGCAUUGUGAUUCUCGCAUUCUUCAUGCCGGACCUCAAGUCGAAAAUGUCCGACGACGUCCGCGCCCUACUGCGUGGGAAAAAGGAAAGAGAGCGGUAUAUCGAAGACAUCGAAGCGAGAAGACAAGCUGCAGAGCCCGUGGGCUCGAGAGGCGACGGCCAACAAGCUGAUGACAUGGCCGAUGAAAAACUUGGAGCCAGAGAUUAG